Messenger RNA from Humulus lupulus (European hop), 2150 nucleotides. RefSeq names its product protein DETOXIFICATION 27-like. Gene Ontology annotation, molecular function: xenobiotic transmembrane transporter activity; antiporter activity. NCBI's taxonomy places the organism in Eukaryota, Viridiplantae, Streptophyta, Magnoliopsida, Rosales, Cannabaceae. The record is from RefSeq and is a predicted model, not a curated record. Gene Ontology annotation, cellular component: membrane. The transcript is spliced from 8 exons. Gene Ontology annotation, biological process: xenobiotic detoxification by transmembrane export across the plasma membrane. The coding region runs from base 81 to 1601 and encodes 506 amino acids.
UUCCUACCUAGCUAUUUGAUAUCUCCCUUCAAAAGGCUUCAAAAUCCUUUGGAAAGAGUUGAAAGUCGUUUGGGUAAAAAAUGCCGAGCAAGGGCGCCACUGAGGAAGCCAAGGUUCCACUGUUGGAAGACCUAGCUUCAUUAGUGAAUAACGAAACAUCAAAAGAUUUACGACACGAUCAUGAUAGUGAUGAUGGGGUUGAUGAGCAAUUAUCUCUAGCAUGUAGAGUUAAGAUUGAAUCAAAGAAGCUAUGGCACAUAGUGGGUCCAGCCAUCUUCAGCCGCAUCGCCUCUUACUCCAUGCUCGUCAUCACCCAAGCCUUCGCCGGCCACCUCGGCGACCUAGAACUUGCCGCUAUCUCCAUCGCUAAUAAUGUCAUCGUCGGAUUCGACUUUGGCCUACUCUUGGGAAUGGCGAGUGCUUUGGAAACCCUAUGCGGACAAGCCUAUGGGGCGAAGAAAUACUAUAUGUUGGGUGUAUACAUGCAACGUUCAUGGAUAGUCUUAUCCAUAUGUUGCGUUUUCCUACUCCCUAUCUACCUAUUCGCCACGCCGGUGCUAAAGCUGUUAGGACAGCCGCACGACGUGGCGGAGUUAUCUGGUGUGGCGGCGAUGUGCAUGAUUCCACUCCACUUCAGCUUCGCUUUCCAGUUCCCUUUGCAGAGAUUCUUGCAGAGCCAGCUAAAGACUGGUGUUAUCGCUUGGGUGUCGCUGGCGGCGCUGAUUAUUCACAUCGUCAUCAGUUGGCUAUUUGUGUUCCAAUUCAAGCUAGGCGUUAUCGGCACGGCCUUAACUAUCAACUUCUCUUGGUGGACCUUGGUCUUCGGGCUUUUGGGCUACACCCUCUGCGGUGGCUGUCCGACCACUUGGGCCGGUUUCUCAACCGAAGCCUUCUCUGGUCUCUGGGAGUUCACCAAACUCUCUAUUUCUUCUGGGGUUAUGCUAUGCUUGGAAAAUUGGUAUUAUAGAAUACUGAUACUGAUGACUGGAAACUUGAAAAACGCAGAGAUUGCUUUAGACGCUUUAUCGAUAUGCAUGACGAUUAAUGGGUGGGAGAUGAUGAUUCCUUUGGCAUUCUUCGCUGGAACCGGAGUAAGAGUGGCAAAUGAGCUCGGAGCUGGAAAUGGAAAAGGGGCAAAGUUCGCGACUAUAGUGUCAGUGAUGACAUCAAUAGUAAUCGGGCUCUUCUUUUGGAUUUUGAUUAUGAUUUUCCACAAUGAGAUCGCCUUGAUAUUCUCUUCAAGCAAAGCAGUCCUUGAAGCAGUUAAUAAACUCUCUCUCCUCUUGGCCUUCACUAUUCUCCUCAAUAGUGUUCAACCUGUCCUCUCUGGAGUGGCUGUGGGAUCUGGGUGGCAGUCGUAUGUAGCAUACAUAAACUUAGGUUGCUAUUACCUCAUUGGGGUGCCAUUUGGGUUUUUGAUGGGUUGGGGAUUCCAUCAGGGAGUUAUGGGAAUUUGGGCUGGCAUGAUAUUUGGAGGGACGGCAGUUCAGACCUUGAUAUUGGCCAUCAUUACUAUUCGAUGUGAUUGGGAGAAAGAGGCAGAGAAAGCAAAUAAGCAUGUAUUAAAGUGGGCAGAAGAAUCAAAGCAAGAAGGGUUGUAAUACAUAUAUAUUUUUUGUCGGAGUAAUACAUAUAUCUUUUGUGUUGCCACAAAAAUGGAAAAAAAAUCCUGGGUAGUUUGAUAGGCAUUCUCUUAAUUAGGUCGUAUUGAUAUGAGUGCUAAGAGCAACCUCGUCUUUCAACCUUUUAGUCAAUUUUUGCUUUUGAAAACACGUGCUAGAGUAUUUUUUUAUAAUUUUUUUUACGAUGGUGUUUGUUGUAGUUCCAAUAUAUAAUUGGUAAAAUUUCAAAAAAUUCUAAAUAAUUUACAGUGUCAAAAACAAAUUUAUAUUUUUUCGAACAUGCGUGAUAAUCGGAAUAUCAAGAACUCUAUUUUCGGCACUGUAAACUAUUCAAAAAUUUUCAAAAAUUUACAGGAAGAAUGUUGUAACUACAGCGUACACCUCCAUGAAAAAACAAAAAUUGGAAAAAAAAAAUACUUUAGUAUGUUUUUUUUUAGGCGAAAGUUGAUUAAAAGAUUGAAUUAGGAGGUUGACUAGAGUACUCCUCCGAAUGAAAAUUUAUUAAUAAUAUUUUUAGUUUUAAAAUAA